Nothobranchius furzeri (turquoise killifish) is the source of this 1237-nucleotide messenger RNA. NCBI's taxonomy places the organism in Eukaryota, Metazoa, Chordata, Actinopteri, Cyprinodontiformes, Nothobranchiidae. The record is from RefSeq and is a predicted model, not a curated record.
CAUCUGUGUAUGACCUGUGUAAUUCAUCACUGAUGCUGAAACGUAUUGACAUACUUGAUUUUGAUUUAACCAAACGUGUAAGAACCUGGGUGCUGCUAGCAUUAGAGAAGACAAACAUCUCUGCAGAAAUGCUGUAAACAGACCUUUCCAAUUAGCCUGUUUUAUGUUUGUUUUAGCUGAAGAAAAGGAGACACGGGACUUCAAAAUCCCUCCAGAUAAACCAUUCCCGUCAUCUUUGCCCAUAGUUUCGGAUGUGGAGGCUUCCAGGAACAGCGACCCAGUGCCCAUGGAUUCGAUUAAAGUGACCUCAACGAGAAUGCAUUUCUUCGGGCUUCAAGUCACACGGCACUAUAAGCUCAUGUCAAUUAUGCUUGAUGACAAAAAUGCUCCUCCAACUUCAACCUCCCUUUGCCCUGUGCCUCAGGAACUGUUGCAGGAGGAAGCCGGACCUCAUAAAGUUCUGAAGCACACAUCUGAGGAGGAAAAGGAACUUGAGGACAUUUCUCGAUUCUCCUUCCAACCUCCCGAAGCUCUUCUCGAACCUUUCCCUGCAAACCCUUUAAGGAUCUUUAACCCAGCCCCGGGCCUUCGGACCUACGAACCAAAACCUAAAAAUCUGGAGUUUGAGCCGGACUCUUGCGUCUGCCCUCCGCCCAGAUAUUCAGUCCCUGAAAGCAAAGUUGGUGGCAUAAGGACACAAACACCAGACACUCAGAAGUUUACUGAUCACAAGACAGAACAGGAAGUGAUUACAGGGGUCACAGAAUGGAAGACUGAUCUCGUCUCGGUACCUUCUUUGUCCGACCAGCUCACCUGUGACACCGCUCAACGCAGGUCCGUGGACUACAACACAGAAAUUAUUCCAUCUACGGUGCCUCCUCCUCUUGCUGCACUCCCCGAUAACCUCCCACCAGUUGCAGAGAACCCGUGUGAAGGAACCCAGCUCACGGCAGGGAUGUUAAGAGCCACGUUACCCCCUGGAAAAAUUCCAGUCUCCAAUAGCAACCUCACCAAGGGAACAACAGACAGGAAGUCUCGGUCUAAGGUGACCCGCAGGUCUGAGAUCAGCACGAGGGGAGUAAAGAAGUAAUGGCUUGACUGAAGAAGCUUCAAGUUAGUUGCUGAAAUUAAUUGAAAUUGAAGUUUAUUAUAUUCAUGAGAAGAUGCCUGAUAUUAAAAGCUGUGUUACCAAAAUGUUUAAGGUCAACAUAAAUAAAAUGUUGUGUUAUUUUCCCGA